Colletotrichum graminicola M1.001 is the source of this 2541-nucleotide messenger RNA. RefSeq names its product glycosyl hydrolase family 67 middle domain-containing protein. Lineage: Eukaryota; Fungi; Ascomycota; Sordariomycetes; Glomerellales; Glomerellaceae. Bases 1 to 2541 code for a protein of 846 amino acids. Gene Ontology annotation, cellular component: extracellular region. The record is from RefSeq and is a predicted model, not a curated record. Gene Ontology annotation, molecular function: alpha-glucuronidase activity. Gene Ontology annotation, biological process: xylan catabolic process. The transcript is spliced from 3 exons.
AUGUGGAAACUUCUUCUGAUUGCGUCCCUCGGCCUUGUCAUCGCCGAGGACGGCCUCGCAGGCUGGUUACGAUAUGCCAGGCUGCCCGACUGCAAGUCCGCCGGCGUCGCUGAUUCCUUGCCCUCCACCAUUGUCGGUCUCAAUGCUACUGAGAACGGCCCGAUCUCAUCUGCCUUGUCCGAGUUGACAAAGGGCUACCACGGCAUUUUCGGCAAGGAGGUCUCGCUCGGCGAAGACGCUUGCGCUGACUCUUCUGUCGUCGUUGCCACUCUCGACGACUACAUCGCAGCCUGUGGAAGUGAAGGGGUCGAGGCUGACCUCAUUGAAGAUGGCUUCUGGCUAAGUAUCAAGGGUGGUGCUGUCAAGAUCUUGGGUCAGAACGAGAGGGGCACUCUCUACGGCGCCUUCGAGUACCUAAGCUUGUUGGCGCAGGGAAACUUCACCGAAACUACCUACGCGACCAACCCUUCUGCUCCCGUCCGAUGGGCAAACCAGUGGGACAAUAUGGACGGCACGGGAACUCACGGCAGUAUUGAGCGCGGUUACGGAGGUGUCUCCAUCUUCUUCGAGAACCUCAAGGUCGUCACCGACAUGACCCGCAUCUCCCAAUACGGCCGCUUGUUGGCUUCAGCUCGCAUUAACGGAAUCAUCGUUAACAACGUCAACGCCAACCCCAUUCUUCUCUCCCCAGAUAACAUGGAUGGGCUGAAGAGGAUCGCUGAUGCUUUCCGUCCCUGGGGUGUCCAAGUCGGUAUCUCACUCAAUUUCGCCUCGCCCCAGACUUUCGGUGGGCUCUCGACAUUCGACCCCCUCGACGAUGCAGUGAUUGCCUGGUGGGGCCGCAUCACGGACGAGCUCUAUGCUCGCAUCCCUGACAUGGCCGGUUACCUCGUCAAGGCUAACUCCGAGGGCCAGCCCGGUCCCCUGACUUACAACAGGACGCUUGCUGAUGGCGCCAAUCUCUUCGCCAGAGAACUCAAGAACCACGGCUCCAAGAGGGGCAUCGUCAUGUUCAGAGCCUUCGUUUACGACCACCUCACCCUGAACGAGUCUGACUGGCACGCUGACCGCGCCAACGCCCAGGUAGAGUUCUUCAAGCACCUCGACGGCCAGUUCGAUGACAACGUCAUCGUUCAGAUCAAGUAUGGCGCCAUCGACUUUCAGGUCAGGGAGCCCGUGUCACCCCUUUUCGCAAAUCUCAAAGAGACCAGCAUGGCUAUUGAGCUGCAGAUCUCUCAAGAGUAUCUCGGCCAGCAGGACCAUUUGGUCUACCUUCCUCCUCUCUGGAAGACAAUCCUUGACUUUGACCUGAGGAUUGACGGCCAGCCUUCUCCUGUCCGCGACAUUCUGUCCGGCAAGCGCCUCGACCGGCCUCUUGGUGGCUACGCUGGCGUCAUCAACGUCGGCGCCAACUCGACCUGGCUCGGAAGCCAUCUCGCCAUGUCCAACCUCUACGCUUACGGCAGACUGGCGUGGAACCCCACAGAUGAUGUUGUUGCCAUUGUUCAGGACUGGUCGCGCUUGACCUUUGGCCUCAACCGCAAGGUCGUCGACACUAUCACCAGCAUGUCCAUGGAGAGCUGGCCCGCCUACGAGAACUACAGCGGUAACCUUGGCAUCCAAACCCUAACCGACAUUCUUUACGCCCACUACGGUCCUAGCCCGAGAAGCCAAGACGGCAACAGCUGGGGUCAGUGGACCCGCGCUGAUGGCAACAGCAUUGGCAUGGACCGUACUGUGAAGAACGGCACUGGUAAUGCGGGAAUGUACCCUCCCGAGGUGGCGGCCAUUUAUGAGGAGAUCGAGACGACCCCCGAUGACCUCCUGUUGUGGUUCCACCACGUGCCUUACACGCACGUGCUGAAGAGCGGCAAAACCGUCAUUCAGCACUUCUACGACGCGCAUUACGAAGGAUCGGCGACGACCCAGACGUUCGUGCCGCAAUGGGAGUCCCUUCAGGGUCUCAUCGACGAGGAGCGGUACGAGCACGUGCUCUUCAAGCUGCAGUAUCAGGCCGGCCACUCGCUCGUCUGGCGUGACUCCAUCAACAAUUUCUACUGGAACAUGUCGGGUAUUCCCGACGAGGCUGGUCGCGUGGGCAACUACAAGUACCGGAUCGAAGCCGAGCACAUGAACCUCGAGGGGUACAAGGUCGUCAACGUCGACCCCUUUGAGGCAGCGUCUGGGUACAAAGCCAUCGUGACGACCUCCAACACGACGGCGGGAACAGCCUCGACGGUUAUCGGUUUCGAGACCGGCACGUACACGCUCGCCGUUAACUACUUUGAUGUCAUUCGUGGCAAGUGUUCGUACGUCGCCUACAUCAACGACAAGGUCAUCGGUCAGUGGAGGGGUAACAGUGAAGAGAAACUAGGCCAUUGGCCGUCCGAGUUCCUGGAUGGGCACUCGGCCAUCCGCAUCAACUUUCCCGGCGUCAAGGUCACCAAGGGCGACACUCUGAAGAUUGUCGGAACGCCCGACGGCCCCGAGGUAGCGCCAUUGGACUAUGUCAGUUUCUUGCCCAACGGCAUCAUUGACUAG